GAUCCGAGCCGGGCCAUGCCGCGCAGAGCCGCUUCCCCUGCGCCCGGCCCUGGAGCGGCUGCAGCGGGGCUGGCGGGGCUCCGGGCCGCCGCCGCGCUGCUGUGCGCGGUGCUGUGCGCCCGGCCGGGCCGAGCGGAGCCUUUCCCAUUCCCCUUUCCCUUCCAGGACCCGGCGCUGCCCUGGCACCGCCGCCUCGACGACCUCCUGGGCCGGCUGAGCCCCAGCGAGCUGGUGCUGCAGGUAGCGAGGGGGGGUGCGCUGGGGAACGGCCCCGCGCCCCCCAUCCCGAGGCUGGGAAUCGCGCCCUAUAACUGGAACACCGAGUGUCUGCGCGGCGAUGGGGAGGCACCCGGCUGGGCCACGGCCUUCCCCCAGGCACUGGGGCUCGCUGCUGCCUUCAGCCCGGAGCUCAUCUACCGGGUGGCCAACGCCACUGCCACCGAGGUGAGAGCCAAGCACAACGCCUUCGCCGCCGCUGGCCGCUACGGGGACCACACAGGGCUCAGCUGCUUCAGCCCUGUCCUGAACAUCAUGAGGCACCCGCUGUGGGGCAGGAACCAGGAGACCUAUGGGGAGGACCCGUUCCUGAGCGGGGAGCUGGCCCGCAGCUUCGUGCAGGGGCUGCAGGGCCCGCACCCCCGCUACAUCAAGGCCAGCGCUGGCUGCAAGCACUUCAGCGUGCACGGGGGCCCCGAGAACAUCCCCGUGUCCAGGCUCAGCUUCGAUGCCAAGGUGCUGGAGCGGGACUUGCGCACCACCUUCCUGCCCCAGUUCCAGGCGUGCGUGCGUGCUGGCUCCUACAGCUUCAUGUGCAGCUACAACAGGAUCAACGGCGUUCCUGCCUGCGCCAACAAGAAGCUGCUGACGGACAUCCUGCGUGGCGAGUGGGGGUUCGAGGGCUAUGUAGUGAGCGAUGAGGGGGCCCUGGAGCUCAUCAUGCUGGGGCACCACUACACACGCACCUUCCUGGAGACGGCGGUCGCAUCAAUGAACGCUGGCUGCAACCUGGAGCUGUCCUAUGGCGUGAGGAACAACGUCUUCAUGCGCAUCCCACAGGCUCUGGCCAUGGGGAACAUCACGCUGCAGAUGCUGCGUGACCGGGUCCGGCCCCUCUUCUACACCCGGAUGCGGCUGGGGGAGUUCGACCCCCCGGCCAUGAACCCCUACAGCGCCCUGGACCUGAGCGUCGUGCAGAGCCCCGAGCACCGAAACCUCUCGCUGGAAGCUGCCCUCAAGAGCUUUGUGCUGCUCAAGAACUCCCGGGGGACGCUGCCCCUCCGGGCCCAGGACCUGCCUGGCAAGCGCCUUGCGGUCGUGGGUCCCUUCGCUGACAACCCCCGGGUGCUGUUUGGGGACUACGCUCCGGUGCCGGAGCCGGGGUACAUCUACACCCCGCGGAGGGGGCUGCAGACGCUGCCGGUGAACGUCAGCUUUGCAGCGGGAUGCCAAGAGCCGCGGUGCCAGCGCUACUCACGGGCAGAGGUGGUGGGGGCCGCGGGGGCCGCCGAUGUGGUGGUGGUGUGCCUGGGGACAGGGACGGAUGUGGAGACGGAGGCAAGGGACCGGAGUGACCUGUCCUUGCCAGGCCACCAGCUGGAGCUGCUGCAGGACGCAGUGCAGGCAGCCGCCGGGCGCCCUCUGAUCCUGCUGCUGUUCAACGCGGGGCCCCUGGACGUGAGCUGGGCGCAGGCACACGAGGCCGUGGGGGCCAUCCUGGCCUGCUUCUUCCCUGCCCAGGCCGCCGGCCUCGCCAUCGCCAGGGUGCUGCUGGGGGAGGCUGGGGCCAACCCCGCUGCCAGGCUGCCGGCCACAUGGCCCGCGGGCAUGCACCAGGUGCCACCGAUGGAGAACUACACCAUGGAGGGACGGACAUACCGGUACUACGGGCAGGAGCCCCCUCUUUACCCCUUCGGUUAUGGGUUGUCCUACACCACCUUCCGCUACCGGGACCUGGCGCUGAUCCCCCCGGUGCUGCCCAUCUGUGCCAACCUCUCCGUGUCCGUGGUGCUGGAGAACACGGGGCAGCGGGAUGGCGAGGAGGUGGUGCAGCUGUACCUGCGGUGGGAGCAGCCGUCCGUGCCCGUGCCGCGCUGGCAGCUGGUGGCUUUCCAGCGCGUGGCCGUGCGGGCGGGCCGGGACACCAAGCUGGCGCUGCGGGUGCUGGCGGAGCAGCGCGCUGUGUGGGCACAGGGCUGGCGCCUCGAGCCCGGCUCCUUCACCCUCUUCGCUGGUGGGCAGCAGCCGGGGCAGCAGCUGCGGGUGCCCUCGGAGGUGCUGAGUGCCCAGUUCACUGUCACCGGUGCAGCCCGGCCCCUGCGUGAGUGCUAGGGGUGGGGACAGCCAUGGAGGCACAGAGGGGUUUGGGUUGGAA
Molecule: messenger RNA, 2371 nt
Organism: Neopsephotus bourkii (Bourke's parrot)
Lineage: Eukaryota; Metazoa; Chordata; Aves; Psittaciformes; Psittacidae
Exons: 13
Coding region: 16-2328 (770 amino acids)
Biological process (GO): xylan catabolic process; arabinan catabolic process
Cellular component (GO): plant-type cell wall
Molecular function (GO): xylan 1,4-beta-xylosidase activity; alpha-L-arabinofuranosidase activity
Source: RefSeq, a predicted model, not a curated record